Molecule: messenger RNA, 1400 nt
Organism: Umbelopsis ramanniana AG
Lineage: Eukaryota; Fungi; Mucoromycota; Umbelopsidomycetes; Umbelopsidales; Umbelopsidaceae
Exons: 8
Coding region: 93-1289 (398 amino acids)
Molecular function (GO): dipeptidase activity
Source: RefSeq, a predicted model, not a curated record
AUGAUUCUCUAUCAAUUUUGCUUUAGAGUUUAUUUAAGGGUGAUACGACUUCACCCUGCAGCUCCGAACCUUCUUUCACUCAUUCUCUUAUAAUGACCAAUUCCUCCAUUGAACAAGAAGUUACCAACGUUAUCAACAGUAUAGACGGAGAACUUCGAAAGAUAUCUCUAAAGAUUCAUGAUAACCCGGAGCAGUCAUAUGAAGAAGUCAAGGCACACUCUCUGUUGACCGACUACCUGGAGCAGAAGGGAUUCAUUGUCACCCGCCAUGCCAGUGGAUUGGAAACUGGAUUUUUUGCCGAAUACAGUAAUGGCCCUGGUCGACGAGUUGGCUUUUGUUCAGAAUACGAUGCCUUACCUGGCGUUGGGCAUGCUUGUGGACAUAAUCUUAUUGCUAUUGCUGGACUGGCUUGCGCAAUUGCCACGAGAAAUCUCCUUGAGAGAAAUCUACUUCAAGGUAGCGUUGUUCUGUUCGGAACUCCCGCUGAAGAGAAAGGUUCUGGCAAGAUCAGAAUGGUCAACAACAACGAUAUCCAAAGUAGAGUGGAUUUUUGUAUGAUGUUGCAUCCUUUCCCUUCUGAAGGAGUGUACGGGACUAUGCUUGCUCUAGACUCGGUCAAUGUCGAAUACUUUGGAAAGCCGUCGCAUGCUGCAGGCGCUCCUUUCAAUGGACGAAAUGCUGUUGAUGCACUCAUGCAAGCUUACAACAAUAUUGCGAUGUUGAGACAGCAGACAUUGCCUACUAACAGACUUCAUGGGAUUGUUACAAAUGGUGGUAACGCACCGAAUAUCAUUCCCGAAUAUGCAUCCGGAUUUUUCUACGCACGCUCUGUGACUCGCGAACAACUCAAGACCUUGCAGGCGAAGGUCAAUGACUGCUUUGAAGCCGCUGCUGUCGCAACAGAGACCAAGGUCAAGUACCAGUGGGGACAGGAAGGAAUAGUGGAAGAUGUAUUCCAAAACGACACACUGGCUGCAAAUUUUAUACAUUUCAUGGAGAACGAAGGGAUCAAAUAUGAAUCUAAAGAGUGGCAAGAAAAACAAGCUAGUGGUAGUACUGAUUUCGGCAAUAUCAGUUAUGUUGUUCCUGGGCUUCAUCCGGGAUUCAAGAUUGUUACCGACGGACCUAACCACUCUCACGAAUUCACUACUGCCGCUAGAACUGAAGACUCACAUAGGAGAACUCUGCGAGCCGCCAAAUGCUUGACCCUAACUGCCGUCAAAGUUAUGACUGACGAUAAACUUUUUGAAAAAGUUGUAGCAGAUUUUGAGAAGGGAAAGCAGGAAUAAAUUAAGAAAAUAAAUUGACAGUACUUCUCAUGAACGGAAGGUCUACUCAGAAUUUUGUUUCUUCGUGACUGGCUCAUUGCCCACCAAUUUUGUCCUGUUGGUUCGGCGGCC